ACCAAUGAUGGGGAAGCUUUGCUCCUUCUUAAGCUCUAACAGUUCAAGCUGGGGCUAGAAAGCCAGCCAGCCAGCCACCCCUCCAGAUCCUUGCCUGUCAUUGCAGAGCUGAGACAAGGGGCCCAGCCUACAGCCAGAGCUCAGGAGCAGAGCCUAGCCACCCUGCCACACCCCCAGGCCCCAGCAUGGCCGAGCAGCUGACUGAGGAGCAGGUGGCCGAAUUCAAGGAGGCUUUCUCCCUGUUUGAUAAAGAUGGGGAUGGUUGUAUCACCACUCGGGAACUGGGCACUGUCAUGCGGUCCCUGGGCCAGAACCCCACCGAAGCUGAGCUCCAGGAAAUGGUGAGCGAGAUUGACCAGGAUGGCAAUGGCACUGUGGACUUCCCCGAGUUCCUGGGCAUGAUGGCCAAGAAGAUGAAGGACACAGACAGCGAGGAAGAGAUUCGUGAUGCCUUUCGAGUGUUUGACAAGGAUGGCAACGGCUAUGUCAGUGCUGCUGAGCUGAGGCAUGUGAUGACCAGGUUGGGGGAGAAGCUGAGCGACGAGGAGGUAGAUGAGAUGAUCCGGGCUGCAGACACAGAUGGAGACGGGCAGGUGAACUAUGAGGAGUUUGUCCGCAUGUUGGUGUCCAAAUGAGGCCAGAGCCUGUGCUGCUCCUGGGCUACACACCUGGCCAGGCAGGUGGCCUUAUGCUGCAUGCCGCUAGGACCUCAAACCUCCUGUUUCUACCUGCACCUCCAGUUUCCUCUGGGUACUAUUGCUUUGGCAAAGUAGAUUCAGUCACCUUCCUGCCUUUCCCUGUCUGCACCUCUCUUUUUGCCAACUUUUCACCUGCUCUUCUUAAUUGAUGCAGAAGCACCCAAGCUUAGCAAAUCGUGAAAUCCUCCCACCAUUCAGCAGUAGAAGCCGAAGUGACGUUAUUGCAUGUGGACAUUAAACCAAGAAACCAGUCAAGGUUGUUCUGGCUCUGCUGUCUACCCAGAUGGGCACAGGGUGACAUCUUAGAGCCCCUUCAGCAGAGUCCCUGAGGGACACCCAAUAACCUGGACAGGGAGGCUGGAUCCACAGACUACUGCCAGAAUUCCUGGAGCCCUUGGGGUGCAGGCCUCUUCUGCUGUCAGAUUCAGGAGGGUGGGAGACAUCUCGGUGCUGGGGCAAAGGAAGAGGACUUUGAUAGCAGAGGCCAGACCUCCUGAAAACCUUUUGUUCUGCAUGGCAUUUGCUUGCUCCAUUCUGUCUUCACCAACCCACCGUGACUCAUCUUUUGAAGCUGGGAGUAAAACUGGGGUCAGUCAUAACAUGUUUGUAUUCAUCAGGAAGGAGCAAUAUGUGAAUGAGAGGGAAAGGGGCGCUUAAAGAGGAAU
Molecule: messenger RNA, 1363 nt
Organism: Tupaia belangeri chinensis (Chinese tree shrew)
Lineage: Eukaryota; Metazoa; Chordata; Mammalia; Scandentia; Tupaiidae
Gene: CALML3
Product: calmodulin like 3
Exons: 1
Coding region: 186-635 (149 amino acids)
Cellular component (GO): myosin II complex
Molecular function (GO): calcium ion binding
Source: RefSeq, a predicted model, not a curated record